Messenger RNA from Camellia sinensis, 1101 nucleotides. RefSeq lists its product as uncharacterized. NCBI's taxonomy places the organism in Eukaryota, Viridiplantae, Streptophyta, Magnoliopsida, Ericales, Theaceae. The record is from RefSeq and is a predicted model, not a curated record.
AUGGCAUGUGGAUGUGUUGUUCGACGUACUCAUGGUUUGCUAUGUGCACAUGAGAUAGCAAAUUACAUGAGGGAAAAUCGGCCAAUUCCCCUCUCUUCAGUUUGUUCAUAUUGGACUAAGCUUGAUAUGUUGAGUACCCCACACACUGUAAGUGAAGAGUGGACUUGUAGACCUGAGUUAGAAUUAUUUGCCAAACGAUUUGAGGAAGUGGAUCCAGAUAUGAAGAGGUUUUUGUUACAAAAAUUGAGGGAGUUAGCCAAACCUGAUUGUACAUUUUUGAUUGAGCCGAAAGUGAGGUCUAAUCCACGGGGUCGGCCAAAAUUGAAGAUUGAGACCUCCACUCGUCGUGAGCCAUCUGCGUUUGAAAUAGUUGCUUUAGCACAAGAUAGUUAUCCACCUGGAGUCAUUGCCAAGGCGAGUGUAACAACAAAAAAGGUGAAAACAAAGAAGAAAGAAAAGGUUCACCGGCUUCGAUCAUUGAAUCCAAAUUGCUUUUUAGAGGCAUUCCCUUCUGAAUUGAGACGAUAUAUUAAAUACGUUAAGGAUGUUGCAGCGGAUGGCAAUUGUGGGUUUCAAGCUAUUGCUGGUUUGAUGGGUUUUGGAGAAGAAGGAUGGUUACAAGUGAGAAAAGAUUUACUUAAACAGUUGCAUGCGCAUAGUGACCACUACAGGAACUUAUUUGGAUCACAAGAGAGAAUCGAUGACCUGACCAACAUCUUGGCAUAUUUUGAACCAAACCCUGGGUUGGACCGGUGGAUGACGAUGCCUGACAUGGGUCAUCUUAUAUCGUCUUUCUACCAAGUCGUUUUGGUCUACUUGUCUAUGCAACAAUGUUUGACAUUCCUCCCUCUUACGUCAAUACCGACGUAUGUUGCCUCUCGCAAGGAGAUAUGUAUUGGCUUUGUCAACAACAACCAUUUUGUUCAACUCAUUUUGGAGCAUGGUCAUCCUAUUCCACCCAUAGCAACUAACUGGUGGAGGUACCAUGACCCUUGUGCAGUAGGCUGGGAGGUUGUAUACAGUUUCAGAGUGCAACAUUUCAAAUCACUCAUCAAUCUAGACGUAGCCACAAUUGAAACAGUAGACCUGGAUGAGGACUAA